AUGAAAAACCAAAUAAUAUUUUAUUUUUUGAUUUUAUUAUUUUCAACAUUUUAUAUUUCAUUUUCUAAUUCCCAAACCUUACAAGAAUAUAAUUGUUUAGCCAAUAUUUUUGCCAAAUUUAAUUUAUCAAAUGCUUACCCAAAAAAUGCAACUGGUGGACAUACAAAUAUUUGUUCAAGUCCUGGUAUUACAUGUUCUAGUGGCACUGUUUUGGGAAUAGAAAUUACAGCUAAUUUAGAAUAUCCACCUCCAAAUGCGGUUCUUACACCAAACGAUGUAUUUUGUUUACCAAAUUUAUAUUCUCUUAAAUUUGAAAAAAUGAAAGUCAACACAGAUUUUAUUUUUACAAAGUUUGGCAAUGCAAAGUCAUUCACUUUGUACCAAGUGCCUAGAGGUGGAAUUGAUAUUAAUAUAAUUGAUAGACCUUUCCCUUCAUACGAUAACUAUUUCAUAGCAAUUGAAGAAUUUAAUAAUACAAUUUUAUAUUCUUCAUAUUUAAAUAAUAUUAAAAAUUUUUAUUUUCAAUUAUCUUUUGUUAGAUUUAUUAUUAACGAAGGAACCAAUUUUACAAAUCUUAGUUUACUUUCUUUAUGGUCUCUAAAUAUCCCAGAUUUAUCAUCAUACAAAUCACUCAAUUCAGUAGUUUUAACUUUAAGAGGAGAUUAUGAUACAUCAUCAGUAAGCAAUUAUGCUAACAUUAAAUCAUCAAAAAUCCAAAUUACAUCCCUAGGAGGUCCAGCAGUCCCAAGUAUUAUUGAAACUAAUCGUAUGGUAAGUUCUGUUUCAAUUUACUCCCUAAAAUUUACUAAACCAUCUGGUAUAAUUGAUAUGUCAACAGGUUAUAAUCUAAGAGAUCUUAUAUUGAAUGGUGUUGGUACAGAUUUUAAUGUGAAUGGAGAAUUUCCAAUUAUGUUUUCAAGUACUGUUCUUUCUGUAACAGUUAAUGGUGGUCCAUGGAAAACUGUCCCAGCCUUUGCUAAUGUUUCAAAUGGAGCAAUCGCAGUUAGAUCUUCAGGUUUAACAGAUUUACCAGUUUUUUAUACUGGAAAUGCAACCAUUUUAGAUUUUUCUAGUAACGCUUUGACAGGCACAAUAGAUAGAUCUUAUUGUGACUCUGAAUUGAUUGUUUCAAAUAAUAAAUUAACAGGAACCAUCCCAACAUGUUACACUUGUUAUUUUGGGUUUCCAAUUACUACAUCAUACGGAUCAUGGUCAAAAACAGCAUUUUACAAUAGAUUUAGUGGUAACACAUUCACAAACUAUGUAUCAAAUCCAGGUUGUACAACAUUUGCUCCUCAAGUGAGAGCAAAUGAUAAUUUAUCAGGUUUCAUUAUUUCUGGUAAUGAUAUUGGGUGGGAAGGUACACCUUAUAAAAUUAAUGGUAGUUAUUCAUGUCCAAACGCUCUUGGUAGAGAAAAAAGAGCGUUUAAUUGUGUUAUAGCAAACAAUAUCAUAAGAGGUGUUAGAUAUGCCAGUAUUUUAAACACAUGGCAUAAUACAAAUUAUACUUUCUCAAUUAUUAGUAGUCCACCAGAUGCAACCUCAGUUUCAAUUUCAACCAAUACUCUUACCAUCGAUGGUACUUACUUUUCAUCUUAUCUUGGUCAAUCAAUUCAAACUGUUAAAGUUGCCACUGUUGGUUGUACCAUUAGUUCAACCGAUUUCUUUAAAAUCGUUUGUACCACUGCUUCUUCGAUUCCAUCUUCUGCCUCGGCUAGUCAAUUACUCACAAUCGCAACCGCAAAUGAAACUAAAAAAUUCUAUAUUCAAACUUCAAAUGGCUACAAAAAUACAAAAGUUUGUCCAAACGAUUGUUCCACUAAUUCAAGAGGUAUUUGUGAUUUAAGUACUGGUGCUUGUGUUUGUAACCAAGGUUUUAGGGGUAGUGAUUGUAGUGAAAUUCCAUGUCCAACCUUUAAUUCAUUAGAAUGUAAUGGUAGUCCAAACGUUUGUAAUACUACAACUGGUGUUUGUCAAUGCUCUGGAAGAAACUUUGGUUCUGCCUGUGGUUCUAUCCAAUGUGUUGUUCCAAGUUGCUCAAAUUUCGGUACCUGUGACACAACAAUUGGUGUUUGUAAAUGUGAUUCAUCUCAUCAAGGUGGCGAUUGUUCAUUACCAUUAAUCCAAUGUCCAACUUUUAAUUCACUAGCAUGUAAUGGUGGUUUAAAUCAAUGUAAUAAUCAAACUGGUAUUUGCUCAUGUGAUUCAUCUCAUCAAGGUAAAGAUUGUUCAUUACCACUAAUCCAAUGUCCAACUUUUAAUUCAUUAUCAUGUAAUGGUGGUUCUAACCAAUGUAAUAAUCAAACUGGUAUUUGCUCAUGUGAUUCAUCUCAUCAAGGUAUUGAUUGUUCAUUACCAUUAAUCAAAUGUCCAACUUUUAAUUCAUUAUCAUGUAAUGGUGGCUCAAAUCAAUGUAAUAAUCAAACUGGUACUUGCUCAUGUGAUUCAUCUCAUCAAGGUAUUGAUUGUUCAUUACCAUUAAUCCAAUGUCCAACUUUUAAUUCAUUAGCAUGUAAUGGUGGUUUAAAUCAAUGUAAUAAUCAAACUGGUACUUGUUCAUGUGAUUCAUCUCAUCAAGGUAAAGAUUGUUCAUUACCAUUAAUCCAAUGUCCAACUUUUAAUUCAUUAGCAUGUAAUGGUGGUUCAAACUCUUGUAAUAAUCAAACUGGUACUUGCUCAUGUGAUUCAUCUCAUCAAGGUAUUGAUUGUUCAUUACCAUUAAUCCAAUGUCCAGCUGUCAAUUCUUUACCAUGCAAUGGUGGUUCAAACUCUUGUAAUAAUCAAACUGGUACUUGCUCAUGUGAUUCAUCCCUUCAAGGUGGUGAUUGUUCAUUACCAUUAAUCCAAUGUCCAACUUUUAAUUCAUUAUCAUGUAAUGGUGGUUCAAAUCAAUGUAAUAAUCAAACUGGUAUUUGCUCAUGUGACUCAUCCCAUCAAGGUAGCGAUUGUUCAUUACCAUUAAUCGAAUGUCCAAAUGUUAAUUCUUUACCAUGUAAUGGUGGUUCAAACUCUUGUAAUAAUCAAACUGGUAGUUGCUCUUGUGAUUCAUCUCACCAAGGUAUUGAUUGUUCAUUACCAUUAAUCCAAUGUCCAACUUUUAAUUCAUUACCAUGUAAUGGUGGUUCAAACUCUUGUGAUGAUCAAACUGGUACUUGUUCAUGUGAUUCAUCCCAUCAAGGUAACGAUUGUUCAUUACCAUUAAUCCAAUGUCCAACUGUCAAUUCAUUAUCAUGUAAUGGUGGUUCCAAUCAAUGUAAUAAUCAAACUGGUACUUGCUCAUGUGAUUCAUCCCAUCAAGGUGGUGAUUGUUCAUUACCAUUAAUUGAAUGUUUAAAUGAUUGCAGUGGAAAUGGUAUUUGUGAUACAUACAAAGGAAAAUGUCAAUGCACUCCAGGUAAAUUUAUUGGUGAAGAUUGUUCAAUCAUUUAUCAUUAUGUUACAUCAGUUAAACCAUCAACAACCAAAGGUGGAUUAGCUUCAUUUUAUGGUGUUUUUGGUAAUGUUCAUGAUUCAUUAACUAUUAAAAUUGGUGGAUUGGAUUGUAAAAUUGAAAUUGACCAAGUUUCAGAUAAUCAAAUCGAUUGUAUUGCACCAGCUGGAACAGGUAUUAAAUCAAUCAAUGUAACACAAAAUGGAGUAACUUAUUUCAAAAAUAACUAUUACCAAUAUCAAUCAAUUGAAACAGUUUUACAAUGUCCAAAAGAUUGUUCAGGAGCAAACAAUGGUAUUUGUAAUACUACAACAGGUCAAUGUACAUGUAUUAAUGGUUAUGGUUCACACGAUUGUAGCGAACUUUCAAAUAACAACAAUAAUAAUAGUAACGGAGGUGGUAGUGAUAGUGAUUCAGAACUUCCACCAACAGUUAUCGUUGUUGAUCCAGGAAAGACAAAUAUUACAAAUGGAGAAACCAACUUUUUAAUUUACAUUAAAUCAAUUUCAGAAAUUGAUUAUGAAGGAAAUAUUUUAAAAACUUUCCCACUUAAUAAUGUUUGGGAAAAAGUUAAUUCAACAGAUUCAAAUACCUAUAUUUACAAACAAAAAUUGGAAAACACAAAUUGUAUUGUUGAAUCAAAGAUUGAAGAAAUUACAAAUAAAGAUGGAAAAUUAUUUUCAUUCGCAGAUGUUGAUUUUAAAGUUGAAAGUGGUUCAGUUAAAUUCUCAAUUUCAGUUAGUAAUUAUACAUAUAUUAGUAAUUUAAAUAAUCUUCAAAUUGAAUUAAUUUCGGAAACAUCACAAUUAGCUCAAGAUGAUAAUAAUUGUAAUGAAGUUGAUACAUCAUUAGAUACAUCAAAUUUUAAUAGUGAAUCAAAUUUGAACUAUAUUAAAAUUUCAAAGAAUAAUAAAGUACUCUCUGGUAGAUUCAUUAAUAAAGUAGUUUCAGAUGGUAAAGUUACUUUCCUCGACUCAAUAGCAACAAAAUCAACAUCAGAUUCAAUUUCAAUUACAUUAAAUUUACCACAUUGUACAUCUCAAUGUUUAGUUGAUCCAGAUUUUUCUGUUUUACUUUCAUCAGAUUUCAAAUCAAAAUGUGGUGAAAAAGAUGAUAAGAAAUCAUAUGUUAUUCCAGUAGCAGUUGUCUCAUCAGUUGUUGGUGUAGCUUCAAUUGGUGCUGCUAGUUUUAUUAUUUACAAAAAGAAAUACAUUGAAAAUCCAUUAAAAAAGAAAUUAAGCAGAGCUUCACAAAAUUAA
Dictyostelium discoideum AX4 is the source of this 4689-nucleotide messenger RNA. RefSeq lists its product as hypothetical. The transcript is spliced from 4 exons. Bases 1 to 4689 code for a protein of 1562 amino acids. NCBI's taxonomy places the organism in Eukaryota, Evosea, Eumycetozoa, Dictyosteliales, Dictyosteliaceae. The record is from RefSeq and is a predicted model, not a curated record.